GGGGGUCCACGGGGAGGGCCAGGGCCGCGCGGUCCGCAGGGGCUCCAGGAUCCGCAGGGAAGGUCUGGGGCUGCGCAGUCCGCGGGGGGCUUAGGGGGUCCACAGAGAGGGUCCGGGAGGUAUGCUCUUUGCUGUUCCCGGGGAACCCGGACUGGUGGUGGAUGAGAGAGCUGCCCCAGCCAGGAGCCCCAGGGAGUCGAGGGAGGCAACGGUCUGUGUCGGUCUUGGGCACAGUUGUUACCAGAGAAGCAUCACUAAUGCAGGACCCAGACUUUCUCUGGAAUAGCUUAAGUCAAAAUCUGUUCUGUUUGGCAGCAGUGCUGAAAAUUUUUUUUUUCUUUUUUCCCCCCUUUUAGUAAUAAGUGUGGGAAAGACUUAACCCUGGAGAAGGUAACCUUCUCCAGGGUCAUGGUCACGGUGAAUGUGAGUGGGUGGGGACAAGAUGUGGGGUUUGAAAAUACCCUUAUUUUAGUCGGUAGUGUUGUCUCCCCUGGGGUACUAGGAGCUGGACGGAGUAGCAUUCUAAAACCCAGAGAGGUGAGAGAGGAAAGCAUCGUGGCCAUCCUGCUUUCUGUAAGAGAUGCCUAGAAUCAGGCCUCCAAGGAGAGGGAGGCUCUGCUUACUCUUUACUGGCUGGAGCCUGGUGUUCUGCAGGCUCUGCAGAAGAGCCUGGAGGCCCCCUGUGAAAGUGCCCCAGGGAGGCCUGGGCUCUGUCCAUCUGGGGCUCCUCCCCCACCAGCACGUGGUUGACCCUGUGAGUCUUGAGUGCAUUUCAUCCUGGAAAAGUGCAUUUAGAGGGAGGAGGGAGAGAGAAUAUGCUUGAAGGGUGUUCUGCAGAUGCUAUAUUUGCCUACUCUUGUUGGGAGAGAUAUGCCUGGAGAAGCCUGAGCUGUUCCUGGACCGUGGAGUGGAGGGAGCAUCCUUCCCGAGUUCUGAAGAGCAUGUUGUCAGUUAUGUACAGACGUGGGCUUGCUGAUGAUUACAAAGACAUUUUUCUCCGGGUUCCUACACCUCAGAGAGAGAUGAUUUUUUGGUCAUUGUUGAAUAUGUUUUGGGUGGAAUUAGUGACAGAGGUUGAUCUUUGUUAGAACUUGAAAAAUUGUUCAAAGUCUCUGACUUUCACAUUGAGGAGUGGGCUGUGGGAUAGAUGUUCUUUAAAUUACUUCUCUCAAAAUAAAUUGGGUUCUUAUCUCCCAAGUUCUGUUUAUCCUCUUGUUUGGUUCCCGAACAUUUGCCCUUGGACCCAUGUCCAUCUAUGUCCUCACCUGUCCACAGUAAGGUAUGAGUUUCGAUUAAGACAGGGAUAUUGGAAUCUUCACUUUACAGAUUGGAUUUUAUUCUGAGAGCAUAUUCAUUAUGCUCACCCUUUAUUUUGGCAUUGGUAUGGUUUUAUUUAUGGAUAUGAGGAAUGAUGCAUCUGAAAUUUGCUGUCAAUAAUGUGGGGACAGGAGAGGAAUCAGGAGUGGGCCUACAUAGUAAUUAUUGAUGCUGAAUAAAGGGAAUAUGUGGUCCCUGUAUUGUUGCCACCACAUUGUAUAUAUUUGAACGUUUUCACAGCAAAAAAUUUUUAAGUAUUUUUUUUUUUUUAAGAUUUUAUUUACUUAUUUGACAGAGAGAGACACAGUGAGAGAGGGAACACAAGCAGGGGGAGAGGGAGAGGGAGAAGCAGGCUUCCUGCGGAGCAGGGAGCCCGACGCAGGGCUCGAUCCCAGGACCUGGAAUCAUGACCUGAGCCGAAGGCGGACGCUUAACGACUGAGCCACCCAGGCGCCCCAAGUAUUUUAAUUUUAUGUAAUCAUAGUGAUGGUGGAUGGUAAAGAAAAUCUGCACUUAGGAAAGUGAAAAUGUGGCAAUUCUUACUGCUUCUUCGAUUUUCUUUUUUCUUUUUUCGAAAUUUAGGGGCACCUGGGUGGCUCAGAUGGUUAAGCGUCUGCCUUUGGCUCAGGUCAUGAUCCCAGGGUCCUGGGAUCGAGCCCCACGUUGGGCUCCUGGCUCAGUGGGGAGCCUGCUUCUCCCUCUGCCUCUCCCCCUGCUCAUGCUCUCUCUCUCUCUGUAUCUCUGUGUCUCAAAUGAAUAAAAUCUUUAAAAAAAUUUUUUAUCUUAAAAAAAAAAUUCUACUGGUUUAUGAAAUCUGGAAGUUGGAGGUGAGGGGGUUAUUACCUCUCACUCGAGAAAGUGAUUUAGACUGGAGAUCACUGAAGAUUUUUGUUCAUUGGGCUUGUCAUGGGCCUGAAGGUUAAGAUACCGAGCCAAGGGCAAUGUCUUCAUAUCACGCACAUUGUAAUAACUUGUAGCUAGUCCGUUCAGUUCUUCUCCAGACUCCCUAAAUCCAGUACCACCUGUACUCCUUCAACCUGAAUGCUGACUCUUCCAGACAGAUAGCCUUCCUGCUCUGGUUCCGCGCAGUGGUGCUGAGGAAAUAGUGGAAGAGAGCAACCUCACGUGGUGCUCCGUUCACCCCACAGAUUCUGAACGACAGACUUGCAGCUUUGGUGAUUUCACGGGGCAGAGCCGAGGAGCUCAUGCAUCGGAGGGUCCUGCCCUGCAUCUGCCCAGUCCGGCCAAGAACCUGACCUCAUGCUGCAGCAGCACCACGCCCAAGUUCAGACAUCCCAGGGUUGGCAACCAAUCCAGAGAAGCUUUUAUGGUGGCUAGCAUCAGUAAAGACCAGAGGGGAUUUUCACAGAAGUGACGCUCUGUUCCUGGGACUAGUUACUCGUCGCUCUGUGUUCCUUCUUGUCCCCACGGUGAUGCACCAUGCCAAUAGUCGAUAAAUUGAAGGAAGCCCUGAAACCUGGCCGCAAGGACUCGGCUGACGAUGGAGAGCUGGGAAAGCUGCUUGCCGCCUCUGCCAAGAAGGUCCUUUUACAGAAGAUCGAGUUCGAACCAGCCAGCAAGAGUUUCUCCUAUCAGCUGGAGUCAUUAAAGAGCAAAUAUGUCUUGCUGAACCCGAAAACGGAGGGAGCCGGUCGCCACAGGAGUGGAGACGAGCCACAGGCCAGGAGACAGGGCAGUGAGCAUGCCCACGAGAGCGGCGGUGAUGGGGUCCCCGCCCCACAGAAAGUGCUCUUCCCCACGGAGCGGCUGUCUCUGAAGUGGGAGCGGGUUUACCGCGUGGGAGCAGGGCUCCACAACCUGGGCAACACCUGCUUCCUGAACUCGACCAUACAGUGCUUGACCUACACCCCGCCUCUGGCCAACUACCUGCUCUCCAAGGAGCAUACUCGUAACUGUCACCAGGGCAGCUUCUGCAUGCUGUGCGUCAUGCAGAACCACAUGGUCCAGGCCUUCGCCAACAGCGGCAACGCCAUCAAGCCCGUCUCCUUCAUCCGAGAUCUGAAAAAGAUCGCUCGGCAUUUCCGCUUUGGAAACCAGGAGGACGCACACGAGUUUCUCCGGUACACAAUCGACGCCAUGCAGAAGGCCUGUUUGAACGGCCGUGCCAAGUUGGAUCGUCAAACGCAGGCUACUACUUUGGUCCAUCAGAUUUUUGGAGGCUAUCUCAGAUCACGUGUGAAGUGCUCGGUGUGCAAGAGCGUCUCGGACACAUACGACCCCUACCUGGACAUAGCGCUGGAGAUCCGGCAAGCUGCUAAUAUUGUGCGUGCUCUGGAACUUUUUGUGAAACCAGAUGUCCUGAGCGGAGAGAACGCCUAUAUGUGUGCAAAAUGCAAGAAGAAGGUCCCAGCCAGCAAGCGCUUCACCAUCCACAGAACAUCCAACGUCUUAACCCUUUCCCUCAAGCGCUUUGCCAACUUCAGUGGGGGGAAGAUCACGAAGGAUGUGGGCUAUCCGGAAUUCCUGAACAUCCGUCCGUAUAUGUCGCAGAGCAGCGGGGAGCCUGUCAUGUACGGGCUGUACGCGGUCCUGGUCCACUCGGGCCAUGGCUGCCACGCGGGCCACUAUUACUGCUAUGUGAAGGCAAGCAACGGACAGUGGUACCAAAUGAAUGAUUCCUUGGUCCAUUCCAGCAACAUCAAGGUGGUUCUGAACCAGCAGGCCUACGUGCUCUUCUAUCUGCGAAUUCCAGGCUCGAAGAAGAGUCCUGACGGCUCCCUCUCCAGGACUGUCUCCUCCGUUCCUGGCCGUCCAGGCGUGGUUCCAGACCACUUGAAGAAGAACAUUGGCAAUGGGGCCGUUGGCUCCCCGCUGACUGGGAAGCGACUGGACUCUGUGCCGAUGAAGAAGCUGCCGGCCCCUGAGGAGCUCGGCGUGCCCAUUUCCAGGAACGGCUCCGUGUCGGGUCUGAAGUCUCAGAAUGGAUACGUUCCUCCAAAGCCACCCGUGGGGGCCCCUUCCCCCCGACUCUCCAAAACACCCCCCCACGCACCAACCGUUCUGGAUGAGCCUGGAAAGAAAGUUAAGAAGUCGACGCCCCUGCAGCACCUCUCCCCGUCACGCAAAGCUUCUCAGGGGUUCCAUGGGACCAGCAACGGGAGUGGCAGCAGGAGUGAGAGCCUCAGGCAGGGCUCCUGGGACGGCAGGGGUGCUGCCCUCUCUACCUCACCCAGGCUCCCGGCCAGAGUGACUGCCAACGGGCAUGGGCCCAAGGCAGGUGGCGAGAGCCCCGAGCUCGAUGGGAGGGAUUCCAGCAGCUCCAGCCCAGAGCACUCCGCCAGCAAUGACCCCACCAAGGCCCCCCAGACACCCAGGAGCAGAGCGGCCCACUUGGGGGAUUCUCAGGGAACACACUCCAGAGCGCUGCCGGAUGGAGACGACCCCAAGGUGGUGAAGCCCAAGUCCCCUGUCCUGAGCAGCACCACCACCGAGCCCGCAAACAUCAUGUCUCCUCCACCAGCCAAAAAACUGGCCCUUUCUGCCAAGAAGGCCAGCACCCUGCGGAGGGCAGCCGACAAUGACCUCCGUCCACCCCUCUCACCACUGUCCGACCUCACCUACCCCAGGAAAACCACUCACCCUGUCGCCGCCUCCUCCUGGCCUGUCUGUGCAAUCAGGGCGCUUUCACCUGCUCCCCCACCAUCCAGCCACCUGAAGCUCCCCGUCGGUGCCCGCUCCGCGUCACUGUCCAGUAGCCCCCGACCUCCCGGGACGUCAGACCCACAGAGCUGCUCCCCCGCCUCUGCUCUCCUGCCUCAGGUCAAUGGGGGCUCCCAGGCCCCUUCACACCAGCUGCCAGAGGCCAGCAGGUCCCCCCAGAGCCUCGGUAAGAAGAGGAAAAGGAACCGCAGGGGGGAGAGCCAGGGGCAGGGCUCAGAGACGAGCACAGCAGCGGCAGCCUCUCCGGGGAAGAGGAGAAGGAAGAAGAGGAAGCGCGCGGGGGCCGUGGACGCCUCCCCCCCGCAGGAGGGGCAGAUGCAGAGGCAGCACUGGCGCCUCGAGCGCAGGACGGAGCCCCGGGCAGAGGUGCCCGCCGACAGACUGGAGGACCAGGGCGGAGGGCAGCAAGAGAAUGGCCGGCGGGGGGGGAGCGGGACCGACGGCCGCCCCGGGAGCAACAGGAAGAGGAGACGGAAGGGAGCGGAGGGCCUCGGUGCGGAAGACUGCCUCCCGCGGGACCCACCGUGGCACAGGAGCUGCUCUCCCUUGGAUGUCGUCGAGCUAGAGGCCACUGUGGCAUCUCCGAGGAAAAAGAAAAGGAAAAAAAGACAGCAGGAGUCAUGGCAGGAAGUAGAAGAGAACGAGCACCCUGAAGCCUGCAGGGGCGAGAGGCAGAGGGGCUCUGCUCUCCCUGGGAGCCCGCCUUCCCCGCCUGUGAACGGCAGGCGUCCCGGGGACGGAGCAGGGCAGGCCCCGGCUCCUCUUGUGUCCUGGAGCAGAGAGAGGGAGUCCGACGUGCUCCAGGAACUGCUCAAGUAUUCGUCAGAUAAAGCUUACGGGAGGAAAGUGUUGACAUGGGGCGGCGAGGUGUCGGCUGUCAGUCAGGAUGCCAUUCGGGACAGCAGAUGGGCCCGCGCCGCCACGGUGAUCGACGACUGGGAUGAAGAGUUCGAUCGAGGGAAGGAAAAGAAAGUGAAAAAGUUCAAAAGAGAGAAGAAAAGGACAUACAACGCCUUCCAGAAACUUCAGAGUAGACGGAACUUUUGGUCUGUGACUCAUCCAGCUAAGGCUACCAGCCUCAGCUACCGCCGCUGACUCUGCUGCUGUCAGAUGGGGAUGGCGGGACUCCCAGGGUCUCCCUCUCUUCAGGAGCAACGUCCUGUGCCCCACAGCCUCGGGAGACGAGGUGUCCCUUCCUGGGCCCUGUCCGUCUGAACUGAAGAGCGGCCUUGCUGAGGACCCCGCUGCCCCGUCACUGCCAGGCCCACGCUGUGAGCCAGCUGCAGGAGGACGGGACCUCGGGCGUCACCGCACGCACCGUGACAAGCCCCACGGUGAUGCGGAGAGCAGGUGGCAGCGCGCUGGCCGGGAACCUGGACAGCGGUGCGUGUGGUCUGUGGCCGAGAGCAGGGGAAACGGCGGCCGCAGCCCUCCCGGCACAUCCUCGAGUGAGCGAGCGCCCCCAGGGUGACCGAGUGUGCUGGGCUCGUCUCGGGAGCCGUCUGUCCCCUGCUGCUGGCGGCCAGCACCGCCGUCCGGUCCUGCCAUCCCCAUUUCUGCGGGGCAGGGACUCUGUAUGCCUUACGUGUCCCCCUCAGAAAGGAAGCCGAGGCCGCCCCGCACCGCACCUCUCCCUUUUCUGGAAUUGGGGGGCGGCCCUGCCAGUGUGUCCCUCCCUUGCAAGAGGCCCUAGCCCAUCUCUGGAGAGAGACGGCUCUUGGGGUGGGGCCGUGAGACGGCGUGCUGACUCCCCUGCCUUUCCAGCGGCUGUCGAUCCCCAGGUGGCCUUGCCAUUCCUUCCCUGCAGCUACAGCGGCCCGCGGGUCUGUAUCGAGGUGGUGGUCUUGGGGUAGAAUCCUUUUAUUUUACUACUUAUUAGAGACACGCAUUUUGACCAGGUCUGUGGCUUCCGUUAGCAAUACAUUUCCUUUCCCUGAUACCCAAUACUGGCUUUAUUUGCUCUAUUUUGUGAGUGCUUUUGAAUUUAAAUGAUUGUAUGACUCAAGAAGAUCACUUUUUUAUCUUGCUCAAGCUGUGCCUGCGAACUUGUAAUUUAAUAAAUACGGAAACCCUCAGUUAAGGUGACAUUUUCCGGAGAACAGACACACGACCCAGUAGCAGAAGGUACAGAGGUCAAUCCGAAAGUGACUCCGUGGAUGUACGUCUCCACUUCCUCUUCUCCAGAACGCCACACGCAGAGAGGGACUGACGUCUGAUGUGGACGUCCGUCCUCCACGGUGGCUCUUCGUGGCCUGAGGCCCACCGAUGGCCCCGUCUGGCACCCCUUGCCACCCGAGCCUUGCCGCUUGCUCUGGGGCCUGGGGGGGGGGGAAUCAGAAAAAAGUGUUCCAUUUUCAGGGUGGGGGUGGGGAGAUAUGUUAAUUUUUUCACGUAGGUAGUUCUUUUUGAUUUUUCUUCCUGUUCUUACAUUUCUCUUUGAAAAAGGUAGGGAGAAUAAUGAUGCCCAUGGCCCAAACUGGGGCUGCCUCUGGUCCCAGCAGGAGGUGAGCAGGGCACUGGCUGCAUCCGCCGGUCUGGGAGCCUUUUGCUCUUUUCUCAGAGGACAGAUUUCUCUGUUAACCACACCUUGUUCAAAGAUGAGGGUCGUGUCCCCCCUCUCCCCCUCCCCCCCCAGCAACCCCUAGUGCCCUGUGGCUUUGUCAUCUGCCACUUCGGGAGGGAAGGCAGGUGCCUUUAUGGACAGGGCAUUUUUUUUUUCCUCUUUUGGUGUUGACCUUCAUUCCUGUAUGGCCCUAUUUUUCUGUAACGUUCUGCAGUUGAAAAGGGAAGUUGUUGUCUGCAGCACAGAGUUCAUCUCUUUUCUUGCUCCCUCCUCUUCAAACCAGGCUCUUCCGUUUUCACUAUGUAAUUAUGAAACCUUUUCCUGAGGAAAACAUGCCCGCCGUGUCUUGGGCGGUGCUGAGCCCUGGCCUGACUGUUGGCAGCAUUGUCACUGUUCCGUAGGGGCGAGCCCCUUCCCUCCCACACCCGGCCAUCGGCCAAACUGGGAAGGGAAAGGAUGGGCCCAGAAAAUCAGUCCAAACUCUAGGGGACAUGUAAAUAUAUAAAUAUAUAUAAAUAUAUAUAAAUAACGAAAGAUUUUAUAAUAGCAGUCACUUGGUUGACUUAGAACGUGGGUUUAAUUUAACUUUGUGUUGGGGGGGUCGCCUCUCCCUGUGGUCCCGUGUGGCCUCACUCACCUGCCUUUUCCCGGUGGGCUUAGCCCACCACGUCCCCGUGCACUGUGCCUCCGCUCCAGGGGCUGAGGUGCCCCCGAUGUUGCCAAGAUCCUGGUGCAAUAAAACAGGUUUUUGUGA
Mirounga angustirostris (Northern elephant seal) is the source of this 8315-nucleotide messenger RNA. RefSeq names its product ubiquitin specific peptidase 36 (gene USP36). Gene Ontology annotation, biological process: protein deubiquitination; regulation of apoptotic process. Gene Ontology annotation, molecular function: cysteine-type deubiquitinase activity. The record is from RefSeq and is a predicted model, not a curated record. Gene Ontology annotation, cellular component: cytosol; nucleus. NCBI's taxonomy places the organism in Eukaryota, Metazoa, Chordata, Mammalia, Carnivora, Phocidae. The transcript has 20 exons. Bases 2758 to 6093 code for a protein of 1111 amino acids.